AUGCCGCCAAUUUCCUACGUUUUCUGCGCUUUUCUCGCGCUGGAAGCCGUGUACGGAUGGCCAGAACAGGACAAGAUCGGCAGCCUGCCGCUCGUCAACUUCACCGUGAAUUUCCAGCAGUAUUCGGGCUACCUGCAGGCAUCUGACACCCACAAGUUCCACUAUUGGUUCACGUUUUCACAGCACGACUACACGAAAGAUCCGGUGCUGCUGUGGCUCAAUGGGGGCCCCGGAUGUUCCUCGCUCGAAGGCCUACUCGAAGAACUUGGACCUUUUAGGAUCGGCAACAAUGGAAACGUCGUCUACGCAAACCCGUACAGCUGGAAUAAGUUUGCCUCUGUGCUGUUCGUGGAAUCGCCGGCCGGCGUCGGCUUCUCCUAUACAACCGACGAUGAUUUGGCCACCGACGACGAUGAAGUUGCCAAGGAUAAUUAUAAUGCUUUGAUCGACUUUUUCAACAAGUUCCCCGACUUCCGCGGACGAGACUUUUACAUCAGCGGCGAGUCGUACGCCGGCGUGUAUUUGCCGAUGCUGGGCGCAAAGAUCGUCAACGACACGGUCAAUUUUCCCAAUUUCAAGGGAAUGGCCAUCGGCAAUGGGGCCCUGAACUGGCCGAAUAAUUACGAUACGAUGGUUCCGCUGUACUACUAUCACGCGCUGGUGCGCCAGGACCUUUGGGACACGAUCUCGGUGAAAUGCUGCAACCAGUCGAUGCUCGACUGCAACGUCUUCGGCCUGUUCGGCAGCAAUCCGGAGUGCAAGCAGCUGCUCAUCGAGUUGUUGGACGGGACGGACCCGCUGGACCCAUACAACCUCUACAACACUUGCUAUCUGGACGGAUCGAUGCAGGGCAAAAAAGCCCAUAUCCACCGGAUGUUCCGCAAAAUGGCCGGACUAGCGCCGGCAAAACCGAAGACGAGUAGAGCCUACGUGCCACAAUGCGCACAAGUCAACAACACCCAGAUCUACCUGGCUCGCCGAGAUGUUCGACAGGCUUUGCAUAUACCGGGGCUGUUGCCGGAUUGGGAGGAGUGCAGCGAUCCAGUCUCCCGUGAAUACAGCGUCACCCACUUCGACAUGACCCCCGAAUUCACGCAAGUCAAUAAGGCGGCCCGUAUUUUGGUGUAUAACGGAGACGUGGACACCGUCUGCAACCACAUGAUGAACCAGAAUUUCUUGACAAAACUCGGCCGGAAGACUGUGGGCCCCCAAAUCGUGAAUAAACCGUGGUUCUACGCCCUCGAAACCCCAAAUGUCGCCGGUUUCGUCACCCAAUACGAAGGAAACAUUGACUACGUGACGAUCCGUGGUUCCGGUCAUUUCGUACCGCAGGACAAGCCGCGCGAGGCCUUCCAAAUGAUGUACAACUGGAUCAACGGCCUCGACUACAGUACCCCGGUGCCCAGAUUGUUG
Messenger RNA from Mesorhabditis spiculigera, 1413 nucleotides. The record is from the annotation of a GenBank genome assembly. NCBI's taxonomy places the organism in Eukaryota, Metazoa, Nematoda, Chromadorea, Rhabditida, Rhabditidae.